Messenger RNA from Xiphophorus maculatus (southern platyfish), 2944 nucleotides. RefSeq names its product nuclear apoptosis inducing factor 1 (gene naif1). The transcript has 3 exons. Gene Ontology annotation, cellular component: nucleus. The coding region runs from base 380 to 1459 and encodes 359 amino acids. NCBI's taxonomy places the organism in Eukaryota, Metazoa, Chordata, Actinopteri, Cyprinodontiformes, Poeciliidae. The record is from RefSeq and is a predicted model, not a curated record.
UAUCAAUGCUAAUAUGAAUUUAAAUCUUUUCAUUUUCUACUGAAUUUUUAAAUUAAUUUUAAGUUUUUACCGUGUUUGUUGUGCAGAUCAUGUUUAAAUGCUGCUGAAGCUCCUGCUUUGUUGUUCUCCAGCCCAACUGUUGAAAACUUACUGGCGUCUUCCUUAGCCAAUAGGAACACAGCACUAUGAGCCCUCACAUGUCACCCAGCCAAUAGGCGCGCAGUGGGCGGGGCUUCGUUCCCGGCUAACGUAAGCGUUGUUUGUAGGAAGAAGAAGCCGAUUCUGGAAGCCAUUACGCUGCGCUCAUAAAGUGAGCAAAUCGUACUAUUUUUGCGUACAUUACGCACGUUUACCUCCGUCAGGAGCGUCUCCCGCAGGUAUGGCUUCGGCCGCCAAGAAGAGGAAGAUGAAUUUCUCGGAGCGGGAGGUGGAAAUCAUCGUGGAGGAAAUAGAGAAGCAGAAGCAGACUCUGGUGAGCCACUUCAACGCGGGAGUCACGCACAUGGCCAAGAACAACGCCUGGAUGGACAUCCUGAAGAAGGUGAACGCCGUCACCACCUGCCCGCGCGAGCUGCCCGAGGUCAAGAAGAAGUGGUCCGACAUGAAGACCGAGGUCCGCCGGAAGGUGGCCCAGGCCCGGGCCGCCAUCGAGGGCACGGCCGCGGACUGCGCUCCGGUCCCGGUCAUCCUCACCGCCAUGCAGCAGCGGAUCUGCAACCUGCUGGGAGAGGCCACCAUCAUCAGCUUACCGGCCGGGGACCCGGAGGCGGAGAUCAGCCUGCCGGUGGCGGUGAGCGCCGCGACCACCGUCACCCUGACGGAAGCUCUUCCAGGACCAGCAGGGGGCGUCUGUGAGGAACCCAAACCGCUGACCGCUGAAACCACGUACCACGCCCUGGAGGACGGCGGCGUGGUGGAGUACUGCACCGCCGCCGCCGUGGGAGACUCCGCCCCCGCCGUGAUGGCCGCCGUGGAGACGCCGGUGGAGAUGCUAGCGCCGUCACUAGCCUCGCCGGCGCCGCCGCAGGCCAAGCCGCAGGAGCUGAAGAGCCGCAUCGCCCUGAACUCGGCGCGCCUGCUGCAGGAGCAGCGCGUCACCAACGUCCACAUCCGCCAGAUCGCGCAGCACCUGGAGGGGCAGAACGAGCUGCUGCAGGUGAUGCGGCGCUGCCAGGAGGCGCAGGCGCUGGCGCAGGAGCGGCAGGCGCAGGCGCUGGAGGGGACGCAGGCCGCGCUGCUGGCGCUGGUCCAGAUGCUGCGGCCCGCGCUCAAAGACCUCAGGAAGUUCCUGCAGAGCGGGGCGGAGCCGGCGCCCGCGUCAACGGCGGCGCCCACAGCAACGACAGCGCCCGCGGCAACGGCAGCGCCGCCUGUCGGCACUGCAGAGGAAGAACAGAGCAGGUGUAAAAGUCCUGCUGCAGCACCGCAGCAACCCGAUCCGCUGGAGGAGACACACUGACCCAAAACCGGUUCUGACCCAGUUCUGACCCGCUGGAGGAGACUCACUGACCCAAAACUGGUUCUGACCCAGUUCAGACCCAGUUCUGACCUGCUGGAGGAGACAUACUUGCCCAAAACUGGUUCUGACCCGGUUCAGACCCGGUUCUGAGCCGCUGGAGGAGACACACUGAGCCAGAUCCGAUUCUGACCCGGUUCAGACACAAUUCUGUCCUGGUUCUGAGCUUUUUCUUAUCUGCUCUGACCCGGUUCUGACUCGCUGGAAGAGACUCACUGAGCCAGAUCCAGUUCUCAAUCGGUUCUGACCCGGUUCUGAUGCUCAGCCUGGUUUUACAGGCUACAGACAGGAAGCUGCAGUGCUGCAGUUGCUCCACUGGGGGGCGCUGUGUCCCUACAAACUGUGUUUUUUAAUUCAUGCAGUUCUGUUUGGGUCUGAAGACAUUAAAUCAUUUUUAAUAAAUAAAAUCUGAAUUCUGGUUUUUAAAGCUAAAAACUGAACAAAAUGUCUGUGUGGAGGAAGUGACAUCAUCAGCGUGAGCGUUGCUAUGGAAACAGGUUUGUCAGUUUGCUGCUCUGGAGCGUCCAGCUGGUUGUUAGUUAUUCACAUUUUUGCUUCAUUCCAGUUUAAUUAAAAAAUCUCCUUCAAAUUUCUGCACAUUAACUCCAAAGUUUGUUUGGAGGAAACCAGGCCGUCCCUACACUGAGACAUGGUGGUGGCAGCAUCAUGCUGUGGGGACGCAGGAGCUGACAGUCGUCAACAUCUGGAGGGAAAAUGGCCGCCAGACGUCUCCAUCCAGCCUGAUGCAGAAGAAGAAGAAACCUGAAGAUCAGAGUAACUGGAGCAACAAUUUCUGUAAACAUCCUGAAAUGAAUUUAUUUAUAGAAAUCUUAUUAUUUAAAGUACAUAUUACUGGAUAUUUAGGCAUUUAAUGUGACCUUUAUUUAAUUAUUUAAAAUUUUGUCCAUUUGGGCCUCCAUACCUCAGGGGUCACAUAAAUAUUCUGAAAAUCCUUUCAUGACCCCCAGCCAGUGUCUCAUGACCCUCUGGGGGCCCGACCCCCAGUUUGGGAACCCCGGGUCUACAGCAGGCGUUCAGAAACUUUCCGGCCUCUGACCCCAAAAUAACAUCAAACGAUGAAAAUACAUAUAAUAAUUUUAAAAUAGUCGAAUAAUUACACGUAUUUGUAAAUGAAUUCUUCUAUAAAAAUGAUCAACAUGUAUUAACAUAAUUUACUGAUAAAUUUAAUGAUACAUUAAUUCUGGCACAAACAUAUUUUUGUUUUCUUCCAUUUAUUUAUUUAUUUAUUGAGUUUUAUAUUUGUAUCUGUGUUAGUUGGUCAGUAUUUUCCAGGAGGGCCCCGGGCCCCUGGGCUCCCUCUUUGGGGUCGCCGCUGGUUUCCAGAUCAAUAAGCAUUUCUUUCCUAAAAAUUAAUUUUAAACUGGUUUUAAUUUAAUCUUUACAUUUUCUAAACAUGAACAUGAACAU